CCCGUUAAAAAUUCAAAUUUUUGAAAACCGAAAAUUUAAUGAAUUAUAGUAAAUGCGUACCAUACAGGAUCAUAAGAAGCAAUUUGAAUCGGUAAAUUCAUUGUUUCACAGCCAAAACCGAUUGAGAACCGUUUCAAAUAAUUCAUUGUACGAGCUGAGUUGGCGAAAUAGCUAGUGACAAAUAAAAAUUACUUUCUUCCGUAGAUUCACUUAAUUUUAAGGAUGCUUGAUCUGUUUACAAUUUUCACGAAAGGAGGCAUCGUUUUAUGGUGCUUCCGUAAUACGUCUGAAUUCUUCGCACCAUCCGUAAAUGCUUUAAUUCGCAAUGUUUUGAUGCAAGAACGUGGCGGAAAUAGCUCAUACAGUCAUGAUAAACUGACACUCCAAUAUAAGCUGGAUAAUGAGUUUGAGCUGAUCUUUGUUGUAGCAUUCCAAAAGAUUUUACAGCUUGCAUACAUUGAUAAAUUUCUAUCAGAUAUCCAUCUUGAGUUCCGUGACAAAUAUAAGAAUGUCCUGACAGCACAAGGUCGUGAAUUUAAUAAUUUUGAGUUUGGCGAUGAGUUCCAACGACUUUUAAAAGAUGCUGAAAGUUGGGGAAAAAUGCAAUCAGCAAUGCCACGCCAAAUGAGAAGUUAUGAGGAAUCGAACAAGUCAAAAAAGACAGUUGCGUCCAUGAUUGAACGAAAAGGUGGUGAUUCUGUUCCAAAGAAAACUGUUAAAAUUGUUGAAGCUGAAAAGGAAAAUGUGAAGGAAGAUGAUGAAAUUAAUGGAAAUACAGACACUGAAAUAUUAAUGGCGCGUAAAAAGCUAGCUGAUAAGUUUACAAAGAAAACACCAGCUGAUAAGAAGAAAUCGCCUAAAUCACCAAUCGAAAAGAAAAAUACAAAAGCUAAUCGUGUCUGGGAAUUGAAUGGAAACUUUAAGGAAAAGGAUGCUGUAACUCUUGAUCGUUGUAAGGAUCGUCCUGAAGACAUUAAGAGUGAUUAUACUGACUCAGAUCGUAUGGUUGGUCAAUUAAUUGGAAAUAUUAAGGACAUUGAAGUUGAGGAUGAAUCUUCUGAAGACGAAUCUGAUGAAUAUGAGGAAGACACCAAUCAGAACUACGCAAAACCAAAAGUAGCAGCUAAAAAGACUGGUGGAAUGUUGUCAAUGUUUAAGGGAUUAGUCGGAUCAAAAUCUAUUUCUACUGAUGACAUGCAGCCAGCUUUAGAUAAGUUACGUGAUCAUUUGAUCACUAAAAACGUUGCGACUGACAUUGCUCAAAAGCUUUGUGAAUCAGUUGCUUCCAAAUUGGAAGGAAAAGUUCUAGGAACAUUCGAUACAAUCGCUACAACUGUCAAAACGACUCUUAAUGACUCACUUGUUCAAAUUUUAUCACCGAAACGUCGUAUUGAUAUCCUUCGUGAUUGUCUUGAAGCUAAGAAAAAUCGUCGUCCUUAUGUCAUGACUUUCUGUGGCGUUAAUGGUGUUGGAAAGUCCACGAAUUUGGCAAAGAUUUGUUUUUGGCUUAUUGAAAAUAACUUAAAUGUCUUGAUUGCCGCAUGUGAUACUUUCCGUGCUGGAGCUGUCGAACAACUUCGUACACAUUGUCGUCACUUGAACUCUCUACAUCCAAAAGAGAAGCAUAAUGGACGUGAAAUGGUUCAAUUGUAUGAAAAAGGAUACGGAAAAGAUGCAGCUGGAAUUGCAAUGGAAGCAAUUCGUUUUGCAAAAGAUUCUGGAAUUGAUAUUGUCUUAGUCGAUACUGCUGGUCGUAUGCAGGACAAUGAGCCAUUAAUGCGUGCCCUUGCCAAAUUAAUUAAAAUUAAUGAACCCGAUUUGGUCUUGUUUGUUGGUGAAGCUCUUGUUGGAAAUGAAGCUGUUGAUCAGCUUGUUAAAUUCAAUCAAGCACUUGCUGAUUACUCUUCUAUGGAUAAUCCUCACGUUAUUGAUGGCAUCGUCUUGACCAAAUUCGACACUAUUGAUGAUAAAGUUGGUGCAGCUAUUUCUAUGACUUACAUCACAGGUCAACCGAUUGUUUUUGUCGGAACUGGACAGACAUACACCGAUUUGAAAGCUUUAAAUGCACGAGCAGUUGUCCAUGCUCUCAUGAAAUAAAUUAGAACAAUUAUAUUUAAAUUAGCGGUGGAUUGCAUUUUAACCAUAUUCCAAUUUCCGAAUUUCCAUUAAUUAAUCAAAUAUUGAAUAAAAAGAGUUUUUAUUUUUUGUUUUCGUUUUUAAAAGUUAA
Molecule: messenger RNA, 2227 nt
Organism: Chironomus riparius
Lineage: Eukaryota; Metazoa; Arthropoda; Insecta; Diptera; Chironomidae
Source: the annotation of a GenBank genome assembly